GCCUGCAAAUGUUAAAUAUAUCCCGCUCGCUGAUUUGUGCUUCCUUCAAUUAAGUUCUUCAUUUCACAGGCUUUUCUUGCUGCAUUUGUGUUUCUUCUUCAGUUAAGUUCUUCUUCAUUUCACAAGCUCUUCUUCCUUUCACAGGUCUUUCUUCUUCAUUUCAUUUAUGGAAAUUGAUUGGUAAUUUACCCUACGCCCUUCGUCCUUCGUUACUGAGUGUGCGUCGUUCGCCCCGUGCCUCGUCAUUGUCGCUUGAAUUUCCAGAAAUCGUUGAGUGUGGGCGUCUUCGUUCGUUGCCUGUAAGAACAAAAUCGUUGAGCAAUGCAAGGAGGGAGCGAGGAUCGGAUGUGCCGUCAGCGCUUCCAGGAACUGUAAGCCUACGUGGUGGAAGGCUCUGGCAGGCCUCACACUUCACGAUCUGAAGGAACGGGAGGAGUGCGAAGUGCAGGAUAGGGCGGAUUGUUUCGCCGUGGCUAAGGAGAAAUGUACAGGCUUCGCCAGGGAUAAGUGUUUGGUUCCCUUUAGGGAUGCAAGGAUUUGGGUUGCGAAAGGGGUUUUGAGUUCCAAGGGUGUUGGGAAGUUGAUUUGUUGGGGAUCGGUGCCUGUGAAUGGGAGGAACAUGUGGUUGAUGAAUCAAGGUUUGGGAAAAAAAUGUUUCUAUCAAGAGGAUUCUAUCAAGGUUCAUCAACAGAUACCAAUAUACGGUGAAGUUGAGAAACGAUAUAUUCAUGAUCCAUUACUUCCUUAGGUAAACAACAGGUUCCUACUGUCCGUGUAUAUAAUUUUAACAUAUAUCACAUCAUUUGAUGAUUAGUGUUACUUAGAUGUUUCUAAUUCCUUUGAAGGAUUCAUAUACUUUUAAGUUCUGCCUGUGGAAAAUGAUUGAUUGGAUCAUGAAAAUUAUACACCUUAGUGGAUGCCUCAUCCUCUACAGGAUCUUAAAGGAUGUGAAGUUUUUCACAAUUGGAUGGUGUCAACCUCAAUUAUAACUGUACAGAAUAUCUUGCAAGAUGGCUAUGAUAUAAUCAAUCUUGUUUUCUACUUCUUUGUAGUCCUUUGGAGUUGGGUUAACAUUUAGUUGGAUUUGUUGUUCUUUCAUAGGAUAAAGAGUUGUAGUUAGGUUGUCUUGUCUAGAAUUUACAUUUUUUUCGAGUCCAUGAAGAUUUUCUUGUGAUAUAUAAUAAGAAUUACUACAAUCACUGUAGGCCACUAUUAUCAUGGGAGCUAGUUUUGUCUAAAAUUUUUGUCCCCCAUGGAAUGGCAUGUAGCACCUAGAAACACCACUGGCUUUUCUUUGUCCUUAUGGAAAAAUGCUUGGAAUGCUUUGGAUGUUGUCGGUGUUGGAGACAUCCUCCGCCGCUACCAUCAACAGCUCCAUGGGAUUGUCACCACUUCAUUGGUUACAGGGAAACAAAUAGAAGUCAAGUCUUUCAAACCAACAGAAAACCAAGAGGUAAGGAGGGUGGCAUUGAAUCGUGGUGUUGAGUACUUGGAGCAGGACUUUCGUUUAAUUGCUUUUGCAGCAUAUCUUGGAAGUGAAGCAUUUGAUGGAUUUUGUGGACAAGGAGAAUCGAGAAUGACAUUUAAGGUUUGGUUGCAUCAAAGGCCAGAGGUGCAGGCUAUGAAAUGAAGCAUCAGAUUAAGACCAGGGAGUUUUUUCACUGUCCCUAGAAGUAUUUUUCAACCUUUCUAUUUGCAAUAUUACAUUCCCUAAUUUGAAGCAUGAUUUAUUCAAGAAUGUCAAUUAUAUUGUAGGAGGAGUUGAGAGCCACAAGAGUCUCAACAUGGAGACGCUGUGAUGGAAGCCAUUGUCAAGGCAAGAAAUUGUUCUGUUUUGGGGAAAGGCUCCAUUUUGAAAAUGUAUUUCUUUCCUGGUCAGAGAACUUCCAGUCAUAUACAAAUUCAUGGCGCACCUCAUGUUUUCAAGGUACAUAUACCUAUGCAAGUACUAUUAAAGAAACUAACUCAUCAAAUUUGUGAUGCAAAAGGGUAAGGCUACACGUCCAGUGGUGACCUACAAGAUCAUCCGAUUGUAGGUAGAAUUAGCAUCUUUAACAUGUUUUUGAUGUGAGUUUAUUUGCGGAAAACUUGAUUUAACAAAUGACCAAUCUUGUUAUCUAAUAGUUGUUCAAGUAG
This is a messenger RNA of Vigna umbellata (rice bean), 2136 nucleotides long. The record is from RefSeq and is a predicted model, not a curated record. NCBI's taxonomy places the organism in Eukaryota, Viridiplantae, Streptophyta, Magnoliopsida, Fabales, Fabaceae.